Molecule: messenger RNA, 2945 nt
Organism: Seminavis robusta
Lineage: Eukaryota; Bacillariophyta; Bacillariophyceae; Naviculales; Naviculaceae
Source: the annotation of a GenBank genome assembly
UUAGUAAGCUUGUGUCCCAUGCCAUGUCACAGCAAGAACUUGCUUGCUUUGAGGUUUUUCACCUCAUUAUCUUGACAAAUAUCGUUGUAACGAUUGUGUUGUUGUUUGAAUCUCGUACCGAUACGAUGAUCACAUUUUCAACUAGACUAGCUAGUCUACAUGUAUGCAUACAUGUACCGGUACAUGUACAUGUACACGAACUCUGCAUACCGGUAGUUGCACCGGUACUGUACUUUUGUACCAUUGUAUUAGCCAUGCACCACUAAAACAACACCGGUUUACGAAACAUUAAAUCUCUGAGCAGCCAAUUCGCUCCAAAGAGAGGCAAAGAAAAGUAAUCCCCAAUUGAGGCAUGAUGUGUCGACAACGAUGGCUUUUGGUGGCCACCUUCCUCUCCAUGGUAUCCUCGUGGAAUGUGGCUGCCGAGCAAAAUACACUGCGAGGAGGACCGUCAAAUCAGAAUCUUGUGGACCAAGAAGAAGCUGGAUUCUGGGACCGCUUUUUACUCGCAAGCUCGACAAGCAUGGCUGCUCCGAUUCCGCCUGGCACUGACUCCGUGGAGCCCCCGCUGACUGUAUCUUUCCCCACACCCUUUGAUCCACAACCCACAUUGACAAGCAGCAACGGCAAGCUGGAAGUGACGCUCCAUAUGGGUCCUACAGGGGAAGCUUUUGGUACUCCCAACUUUGUAUCCACUCAAGCCGAAGGAGGAGGCUUUGAAGCCAAUGUCCUAGGAUACAGUGGUUGUUACUCAAAUGGAGAGCGGUGUCAAGAUAGCAGCAUUCAAAUGGGGGGACCAACCCUUCGUGUCAAGCCAGGAGAUGACCUCAUCAUUCAUCUCUACAAUGACAUGCCUGCCGAAAAAUGUAAAACGUCCGGUAAUAUUGGCUUUUGGAAUGAAUUUCAUCAGGCACCCAACACAAAUCUACAUGUCCACGGGCUCUUUGUUCCUAACAGCGAGAACAACGUCCUCGAUGUCAUCCUGCCGGGGGAAAGUGAAACCUACAACAUUCAUAUCCGCGAGGUACAGCAGGGAGGUACUCAUUGGUAUCAUCCUCACGCGGAAGGAUCCGUAGGAAUUCAAGCGGGUGGGGGAGCCAUUGGCUUUCUCAUUGUCGAAGACUUGGAGGACGACAUACCCCCCGAGAUCGCAUCCUUGCCAGAAAUUAGCAUGCGAAUUCAACAUACCGACUGGGCCUACCAAUCUGGAUGCCCCGUGGCGGCGAAUGACUGGAGCGACAAUGGAGACUGUCAUGUCGACGAUACCGAUAAGGACAAUUACGCUAAAGAUUAUGUCAAUGCCUGCAAGACAGUUUGCUCGCAGCCCGAUGCCAACUGCGGAUGUCAAGAUCCUGAAACGGAAUGCGCCGAACCCAUAUUUGGCGUGCCCGCCUACAAAGGUACCCUCUCUCAAGUUCUUACUGUCAAUGGCGCCGAAAAGCCAACAUUUGAGCUAUACGCAGGGCAGUGGUAUCAUAUCCGCACGGUCUACGCUCCGACGUACAAAAAGCCAAUUGAACCAACCCUCAAAGGUUGCGACUUCAAGUUGCUAAGCAAGGAUGGUCGGUACAUGCCCAUUACUCCUCGUGACAUCAAGUCUGGUUACAUGUUCAGCGGCUCCCGUGCUGACUUUCUUGUUCGUUGUAUGGAGCCUGGACGGUACGACUUUGAAUCCAUCAACACGAUUCCCAGCACCUACAAUUGGGCUACUUGGAACGGAAGUGCCAGUGCUCUGGAAGAACCUCAUCAACAGACACUGUACCAAAAACUUAGCGCCUAUGCAGGAACCAUGGCUACAUUUCGGGUUAAAGAGGCACCCAAUAACUGGAAACCCGAAGUCUCUGAGAUUCGUCCAUUCCAACCCGCCCGUCCAUGUUAUGCUCCUGAAAUGCGUAAUCUCGAAGUGGAUGAUAGUUAUUACUUUCUACAAAGCGCAUUGGUACCUCCUGAUGAUGUUUUGACCGAGGAUGGGGAAAUGUAUCCCGUCUUUCGCGGCAAGUCGCCCCCCUUCGAUCAAGCCACGCAUGGAAGCUUUUAUGCCAUUCAAAAUAUCAACCAAACCGACACUGGUUUCCCCGGAAGGCUCAAGCCUCCCAAAGAUGUUUGCUCAGGCAAAGUUACCAAUGAGUAUGGUGAAUGUUACGGCCACCCCAUUCUGGGACAAGAUUUUACGUUCAACAUUGGCGAUAUAGUUGAAGUGGACUAUUAUGCUCCCCAGAUUCAUCCUCUGCACAUUCAUGUUUUUGGGUAUCAAAUAACUAGACUUCCCGAAUUUUCCGUCGCCACUGACUAUUUUCAAGUCGGUGAUUAUCAUGACAACUUGGUGGUGCCUAUCUCAGGUAGUUUCACCGACAGAGAAGCGGCCAGCAAUCCCCGCGAACCUCCUGAAUACGGCAAGGUCGUCUUUCGACAGCAUAUAUAUGCGUUGGAAACGGACGUUGUGGUUCACUGUCACUUUUAUCGGCACAGCGACCGCGGUAUGGUCGCUUUGGGCAAUACCAAAGGUGCUGUGGGCGCCUCCAGUCCGCAGGUGGAAGGAACGUGCUACCAUGGACUGGACAACCGUAACUAUGCAUAUGUCUAGCUAGCUAGUAGAAUCAUUGUAUUUUCUGUGGGUCAAGUGAGAUACAUUUCAAGCCUUUCCUCGUCGCCCGCCUGCCUUUUAGCUGAAAUGGUGUUUCGGGCACGUUGCCUUUCAUCCCACGUGCACCGUAUCAGGAUCAUUUUGACAGCUGCCAAGACCUUCAAUUCGGCAGGCUCAGCCAAUCCCAAACGGUGCACCCCUGCCAUACCGGUAGUAGCUUGGAACCCAUUCAGCUGGAUCCGACGACGCAGGCACGGACCUUGUUGGCAUUGCGCUAGAUAGCUAGAAAGUGACUCUCGAUUGCUUCCUCGACACUCAAACCGGAAACUGUAUGUACGAGAUGUACCUCCCGUGACAGAGG